UGAAACUCACUUCCGAAGUCUCUUUGAAAAAUCCUUAAUAUCCAAAGGCUUUGAAACGAAAACUAGUAGAGGGCGUAGAUAUUGAAAGACAUUUUAUUCAGUUAGUUAAAGCAAUCUCUGUCGCGAGAAAUUUAAAACGGAAACAAGUUAUGGGAUACGGACUUCACAAAUUUGUGGGAAAAGUAGACCCAAACUUGAUCUGCAGUAUUUGCGUAGGAGUAUUAGAAAAGGCUGUGACUACAAUAUGUGGACACUCAUUUUGUGAAGACUGCCUCGAUAAAUGGUUGGAUCGACCCCAGGCGAGAUCUUGUCCAAGCUGCCGUUCUCAUGUUCUGAAAGUAGAUCUCAUCCCGGUCCAUGCAUUAAGAGGGAUCGUGGAUGGACUAUCUGUUCAUUGUGAUAACAGUGAAAAUGGAUGUGAAAUGGUAAUGAAGCUAGAGAAGCAUCAAGUCCAUUUAGAGUCGUGUCCCUAUGGCAUGGUCGAGUGUAAGGCUUGCCAUUCUGAAGUCAAGAGACUUGAUCUGGUUGAUCACCACGAGGAGUGCACUGUGCUCCAAUCUCUAGCGGCCAAGAUGAAAGGCGAACUAGCGAACGACCCAACUACAGAGAGCCUCUACACUCUAAUCGCUGAACUUAAAAUCGAUUUACAGAACACCAAAUCGAAGCUCUUUGAAUCAGAAAACGAAGUUUCAAGAGUUGGACGUCAGUUAAAGAGAAUGAAGCUACGCAUGCAAAUCGACGAUGAUCUUGAAUACGACCCCGAAUGGGAUCCAGACUAUUCCUAUGGGUACUCCCCCUCGAGUAUCGCCCACCUCAGUAGCAUCAUAGCAAAAUACUUACUCAAUAAACCCUACUAUGUAGAUCGUAAUCGGGUGUUCAAUGCUGUGAAGCGUUGCCAUGACUAUUAUCAUAGCUACGCCAGUUAUUAUCAAGAUGUACAUAUGUUACUUGCCACUGCUUAUGCGAGUAACUGGUUCACUGAAAACCAGAGAAGUAACUUUGAAUGUUGGCUUAACAAUCUGACCCGACAAAGAUUUCUGCGUUGAUCCGGGGAAAAAACAAUGCUCAAGAGAAUAUUAAACAUAAAAUGUGGAAACACACUCAAAGUCAAAGGGCGUUUUCCUAGCCUGGGCACAGACGGACGUUUGUUAAUCUUCCACUCUUUAUGGGAUUAAAUGUCUUUCCCCUUAGACGAAAUUGUUAAAAAAAAAGUAUUUGUAGUGUUAACGACAAUGCAGUCCGAUUUCCUUCAAUGAUUAAAAAAACCUUUUAUUCUGGA
Messenger RNA from Actinia tenebrosa (Australian red waratah sea anemone), 1279 nucleotides. RefSeq names its product E3 ubiquitin-protein ligase NRDP1-like. The record is from RefSeq and is a predicted model, not a curated record. NCBI's taxonomy places the organism in Eukaryota, Metazoa, Cnidaria, Anthozoa, Actiniaria, Actiniidae.